Periophthalmus magnuspinnatus is the source of this 1868-nucleotide messenger RNA. It is a transcript of the gene arfrp1, whose product is annotated as ADP-ribosylation factor related protein 1. The record is from RefSeq and is a predicted model, not a curated record. The transcript is spliced from 7 exons. Gene Ontology annotation, molecular function: GTP binding; GTPase activity. The coding region runs from base 301 to 906 and encodes 201 amino acids. Gene Ontology annotation, cellular component: Golgi apparatus. Gene Ontology annotation, biological process: Golgi to plasma membrane protein transport; protein localization to organelle; intracellular protein transport. Lineage: Eukaryota; Metazoa; Chordata; Actinopteri; Gobiiformes; Gobiidae.
GAGGCGUGUACUCUGGAACGCUCGUGAAGAAGAUCUCCCAUCAUCCUUCAGCCAUGUACACGUAGCGCCUGUAGCAACUCUACUUUGCCCGAACUAACGACAACUCCAGAGUCUGUGUACUUUUUUGGAUUGUCAUACAUGUUUUGUCGCUGACAUAAAUGCACUAGGGUGCGGGCCUCACAUGACUGUGUCCGGAGAGAGGAGGACUAUUCUCGGAUGAGAGCACAGUGAAGUCUCCGAACGGAGAGCGGCUAACUCUCCGUUAGCUUUAGCAAGAGUUUGUUUACAUCGCUGUCCAACAUGUACACGUUAUUAUCAGGCUUAUACAAGUAUAUGUUCCAAAAGGACGAGUACUGCGUCCUUAUCCUGGGACUAGACAACGCCGGAAAAACGACCUUUCUGGAACAAACUAAAACAAAAUUCAGCAAAAAUUACAAAGGAAUGAAUCUUUCAAAGAUAACAACGACAGUUGGUCUGAACAUCGGCACCAUCGAUGUGGGCAAAGCUCGGCUCAUGUUCUGGGAUCUGGGAGGUCAGGAGGAGCUGCAGUCUCUGUGGGACAAAUAUUAUGCGGAGUCACAUGGAGUCAUCUAUGUAAUUGAUUCAACUGAUGAAGAGCGACUAUCUGAGUCCAAGGAGGCUUUUGAAAAAAUGAUAAGCAGUGAAGCAUUAGAAGGUGUUCCAUUGCUGGUGCUUGCCAACAAACAGGACGUACCGAACUGCUUAUCUGUGCCUGACAUUAAAACAGCCUUCAGUGACUGUGCCCCCAAGAUUGGCAAAAGAGAUUGCUUGGUUCAGCCAUGUACGGCCCUCACAGGGGAUGGGGUGAAUGAAGGCAUUGAGUGGAUGGUGAAGUGUGUGGUGCGGAACAUCCACCGGCCGCCCAGACAAAAGGACAUCACUUAGCUCCUCCUGGUCCACCUGCACUUUAGCACUCACAUUCCACCUGUGGCUGGAACUGGUCUACCACCUUCUGUUUGUUUGCUGUGACUUUAGACACUGUUUUCGCUACAAGUUCAUCAUUAGCAGAUGGAGGACAGGGUCCCCAUGAAAUCAGCAGAACACUGACAGCAACCUGAUAAGUGUUUAUUGUAUUAUAUUGUUACAGAAAGGAAUUGUAUCUCACACCCACUUCAUCUCAAAUUCUAAAAAAGCUGUUGUACUUUUGUAUCAUAAUUAUUGUGUCUAAGUUGGAUUUCUUGAUUAAAUAUACACAUUUGAAGUACCUUAUAAUUGUAUUAGCUAUAUUGUAGAACCAUUUUAAACAUCUUUGUAACAAUUAUGUAAAGCUAAACACAAGAUUAAUUUCAAAUAAAUUGAAACGGUGGUAUCUGGAAAACCGUAUAUACAACUUUCCGAAUGGAGGUUCCAAUCAACAAUGCACCAAGUCGUUUGCUCAUGCCAGAGCAAUGGCAAUUCUGGAAGCUGUGACGUAAGGAACACUAUGAAAUCCAAAAAAUGGUAAAGAUACUUUGUAUCAAGUAUCUUAAGAGCAUUACAUUUUGAAGAACUACUUAAGCAACUUUUGAAAUGGUUUGUGAUCAAAAUACUGAGUCGCAAAUGGAUUAAGUGAGAGUGUUCUCAGCAUCCAGCCACAAGCAUAUGAACGCACACAGGUCAGAAGAAUGGAUUGAGGAUUUCUGCAAGGGUGGUGCUAAAACUACCUGAUGUGCGCUUCAAGCAGCAUAUGGAUGCAUACAUACUUAAUAUUUUGUGGGUUUGGUGUUGGCAAGAGAUGUCAUGUUUUAAUGGCAGCAUUUAAAUACAAGGUUGUCACUCAUUUACUACCUUGUAUUAACCUUUUGUAUUACAAUUGGUGUUUUUCUUGUCUCUUAAUAAAGGAUGAUACAAACUUGGAAAAACCAAAA